AUGACAAUAAAUUCUGAAGGUGUAAACGAUAUGAAUUCUGACAAUCUACUGCCUGAUGGAACUCAAAACACGCAUAAGGAAGCCAUAGACGAAUCAGAUUCUUCGCCAGUACAUAAUAACGGAAAGACAUUUGUAAAUGGCGUUAAAACUGAAAUGGACGAAGAUUCUAAACGCAUGAAAGAUUCGACUCAAACAGAGAACGACGACACGCCAGAUGAUAUUCAAUUCGGAGAUGAAUUUGACGAUGAUUUUCAUGAAGACAGCACGUCUAAUACUAAUCCCGUUCAGGAAUUAAAUCAGGAAGAUGCUAAGAAGCCAGAAAAAAGGGGUAGAGGUAGGCCUAGAAAGAUAACCAAACCCGAAGAAAUUGCAGCUACUCCUAAAAUAAAGAGGAAGAGGGGACGGCCACGGAAAGGUACGGAAACUACCAGUAGUAUCGAGAAUAUGGCUACAGAUACUCCACGAAGAUCAGCUAGGAUCCUUAGAAAGGAAACUCCUAGUUAUAGAAUCGAAAAAGAUUAUGACGAAAAGACAAGCUCGAAACCCAUUCAGCCCAAGCGUAAAAGUUUGAGGCCAAACAUUUAUGAGAAUAAAAAGCCCGUGUCGCUUGCAAAAACCAGGCCCAAUGAAACUCAGAAACCGAUGUAUAUUAACACUGAGCGUAUAAUAACAAGUCAGAAUCGAGAUAAACGAUUGAGAAUAAAUACAUUGGACGUAAUCAAGCAUUUGAUCGAAAAUUUCAAUCCAGUAAAUUCGAACUCACAGAUAUUGAACGAACCUUUAAUCCAUAAUGAGUUUAAAAAUCAUGUUUUGCAUCAUUUAGGCUACUUAUUUGAUGCUCAUGCCAAUAUCAAUGAUAUUUCACAAGAGAUAAAUGAAAUUCAAAAAAAGAAAACACAACUAAGAAAUAAAAUAUUUGAAUUAAAGAAAAGUCAUACAGAUAUAGGCUCAGAGUUGAAUAAAAUGAGAGGCAAUUAUCAAAAUGAGAGGUCAAAAUUCAAAAAUUUUAAUAAGAUGACAAAUAAAUUACAAUCUUUAUCUAGCACGGUAGAUGGAUAUAAAGCAGGCAAUCGUAACUCCUCAGAAAUACCCGAACAAAACAACAAGAGUACGGGAGAAGCGAUUGACAAGGACAUAUUUACCUUAAGUAAAGUAAUUAAUCCUAACUCAGGCAUGUUUAAAAAGUUGAUCUUAAUUAAUAAAAAGUUAAGUAAAAUAGAGAACGAGCUAUCAUAA
Molecule: messenger RNA, 1236 nt
Organism: Debaryomyces hansenii CBS767
Lineage: Eukaryota; Fungi; Ascomycota; Pichiomycetes; Serinales; Debaryomycetaceae
Exons: 1
Coding region: 1-1236 (411 amino acids)
Source: RefSeq, a predicted model, not a curated record